GAGAGCAGCUGGGCGCGAUGCUGAAUUAGGCGCGCGCGGCCCGAGGGCGGGCAACGGUCCCCAUGGCGAGCAGCCGGAGCAUCGAGCUGGAGCACUUCGAGGAGCGGGACAAGAGGCAGCAGCGCGCCGGGCCGCGGCGCGGCGCAUCGGGCUCGAGCGGCGGCGUGGGGCCGCGGGGCAACGGGCUGAUCCCCAGCCCCGCGCACAGCGCCCACUGCAGCCUUUACCGCACGCGGACGCUGCAGGCGCUCAGCUCGGAGAAGAAAGCGCGCAAAGCUCGCUUCUACCGCAACGGGGACAAGUACUUCAAGGGCUUGGUGUAUGCCAUCUCCAGCGACCGCUUCCGCUCCUUCGACGCUCUCCUUGCCGAGCUCACCCGCUCCCUGUCGGACAACGUGAACCUGCCCCAGGGCGUCCGCACCAUCUACACCAUCGACGGCAGCAAGAAGCUCUCCAGCCUGGACGAGCUGCUGGAAGGUGAAAGUUAUGUUUGUGCAUCCAAUGAACCAUAUCGGAAAGUUGAUUAUACCAAGAAUGUCAAUCCAAACUGGUGUGUGAACAUAAGGACCGGGUCCACUCGAUCCCUGACAUCUUUGACAUCCACAAAGAGUGAAGUGAAGGAGAAUAAAGAUUUCAUUAAACCCAAACUGGUGACUGUUAUUAGGAGUGGAGUAAAGCCACGAAAAGCUGUAAGAAUUCUGCUGAAUAAGAAGACUGCUCACUCCUUUGAACAGGUCUUGACUGACAUCACAGAAGCCAUUAAGUUAGAUUCGGGUGUAGUCAAGAGGCUUUGUACACUGGAUGGAAAGCAGGUGACAUGCUUGCAGGACUUCUUUGGAGAUGAUGAUGUCUUCAUUGCAUGUGGACCUGAAAAAUACCGGUAUGCUCAGGAUGACUUCGUUUUGGAUCACAGUGAAUGCCGUGUUAUGAAAUCGUCUUACUCCCGAUCAUCUGGCAUGAGGUAUUCAGGGUCCAAAAGUCCAGGACCUUCACGUCGAAGCAAAUCACCCGCAUCAGUUAAGAAGGGUGGCCACUACUCCAGUGCUCAUUCUUCAGCAAAAUCCCCAGUUAAUGGAACACCAAGCAGUCAAUUAUCCACUCCAAAAUCUACAAAGUCCUCCAGUUCUUCACCAACAAGCCCAGGCAGCUUUCGUGGACUCAAGAUCCCUCCUCAUGGUGGAUCAUCGUCCAAUGUGAAUGGUGUACCUGAAUCACUCCAUUGCCAGAGUCCUGAAGGUGUGAAUGGAAACAAGUGUUCAGGGUCAUCCACCAUUCUUGAGAAGUAUAAAGUCGGAAAGGUGAUUGGUGAUGGCAAUUUUGCUGUUGUGAAGGAGUGCAUAGAACGAUCCACAGGAAAGGAGUUUGCACUGAAGAUUAUAGACAAGGCUAAAUGCUGCGGAAAGGAACACCUGAUUGAAAAUGAAGUGUCUAUUCUACGUCGAGUGAAGCAUCCAAAUAUCAUUAUGCUGAUAGAGGAAAUGGACACUCCAACAGAACUCUAUCUGGUGAUGGAGCUGGUCAAGUUGUCCAAAAACUUGAUGGUGCUAUUGUACACGUACAGAGAAAAAAUAUCUCUAAUUCCAUUUUACUGUCACCUUGUGAAUGGAGGAGAUCUGUUUGAUGCUAUCACUUCUUCUACAAAAUACACAGAGCGAGAUGGGAGUGCAAUGGUCUACAAUCUGGCCAGCGCGCUCAAGUACCUUCAUGGUCUCAACAUUGUGCACAGAGACAUCAAGCCAGAAAAUCUCCUGGUGUGUGAAUAUGCAGAUGGAACCAAAUCUUUGAAGCUAGGAGACUUUGGACUGGCAACUGUGGUUGAAGGACCUUUAUAUACCGUCUGUGGUACGCCCACAUAUGUGGCUCCAGAAAUCAUUGCAGAGACAGGAUACGGCUUAAAGGUGGAUAUUUGGGCCGCAGGUGUGAUCACAUACAUACUGUUAUGUGGAUUUCCACCUUUUCGCAGUGAAAACAACCUUCAGGAAGACCUUUUUGAUCAGAUACUUGUGGGGAAGCUGGAAUUUCCUUCACCCUACUGGGAUAAUAUCACUGAUUCAGCAAAGGAGUUAAUUAGCCUGAUGCUACAUGUGAAUACCGAAGCCCGAUAUACAGCAGCACAGAUCUUAAGCCAUCCCUGGGUGUCAGAUGACACUUCCCCAGAGAAUAAUAUGCAAGCUGAAGUAACAGGUAAACUGAAGCAGCACUUUAACAACACCCUACCCAAGCAAAAUAAUACAUCUGCUGGGGUUUCUGUCAUCAUGAACACAGCUCUAGAUAAAGAGAGUCAGAUUUUCUGCAGCAAGCGCUGUCAGAACUCCGGUGGAGCUGGAAUGGAGAAAACUUCUGCAAUUACUGCUGCAGCUGCUGAUCCACACGCAGCCGGGUCUGAGACCCUCCUCCCUGCUGCUUCUGAGCCAGUCAGAUCCCCCACGCUCCCCACCUCAGCGUCUCCUGAGUUUGCUGGGGAGCAGCCUGGUGUGUAGGACUGACUAAACCAAAUCCACCUGAACAUCCCUGUGCUCUUGCCACGGUUUCUCCUCAUUUCACAUGACAGUUUGUUUUCAGUUUUCUUGCACCCUCCUGUGGCGAGCCCAAAGCAGGCUCUGCCACAAGACACUGAACUUCAAAAGCGAGUGAGUAAAUGUGGUUUUUUUGAGUGCUCUUUGCCAUCAGCAGUAGGGAGAAAAGAUUCUGGUAAUGUUAGAUGAUUUUUAAGUUAUCUGUGUUAGUUUAAUUUCCUGCAUUCACACACUCUUGGGCUCUAAGUAGACUAACUUAAUGUGUAGCUAACCGCAAAGGCACCUGAGAUGAUGAAGGAUUGCCCAGCCUCACUUGUACAAGCGGGCCCCAUUGAGUUCUGAUGAGGGUUCUCAGAAAAGCAGGAGAGGAAGACAAGGAAAGACAAGUUCCAUUUACCUUCUACUCUGAUGCCUCUAUUUUUAGGCAAGUGUCUACCAAACUUGAAGAGGCAUAUUUUCACAAAAAAUAAAAAAAUAAUAAAAAAAAGUAGGGAACUAACUGUAAAAUACUGAGAGGCGAACACUGGAGAUACAGGAAAGGGUGGUCAUUUUUUUGCAUAAAGUUUGUUAUCAGACUUGCAGACUGCAGGGUAGUGUUUAGCUAAUUUGAAUUUUAAUAAAGGGACUUGGGAUGUAAACACAAGCGCUGGUCAUUUAUUUGUAAUGAAGACCAGAGUCAAGGAAGCCUUUUUGUUCUAGCCAUUUUCUAUCCUAAUCACAGAUAUCACACACUUCUCCAGUCAGUCUACCUGUUAGAUACAAUAAAAUGACUUUGGGCCUGCAAACAGAAUGCCUGCUGCAUGUUACCUAGCUAGGAUGGCCAGAGCAGUUUUUAGUUCUAGAGAGAGCUGACAGGAGCUACUCCAAGCAGCCGCCAUCAGUAGCUAGCAGCAGUGUGUCAGCACUAUUCCCCCCACUCACAUGGUGCAGGCACUGGAAACAUGGACUGGGGAGCAGACAUGCUUAAUCUGCAGUCACGGAUAGAGGAGGUUUUAUCUUUACCAUACUGCUUCGUUCAAUAUUGUAUGUAUUCAGCUUAUUCUUUUCCUUUGCUCGUUCUUUUCAAUUGGUCAUAGGUCAUUUUCUUUCUUAGCUAUACUUUCUACUAGAAUUGUAAACAAAGACCUGCAAUAAACUUUCUUCAUUAAAAAAAAAGAAAAACAACAAAAAA
Molecule: messenger RNA, 3687 nt
Organism: Lagopus leucura (white-tailed ptarmigan)
Lineage: Eukaryota; Metazoa; Chordata; Aves; Galliformes; Phasianidae
Gene: DCLK2
Product: doublecortin like kinase 2
Exons: 18
Coding region: 63-2480 (805 amino acids)
Biological process (GO): protein phosphorylation; intracellular signal transduction
Molecular function (GO): ATP binding; protein kinase activity
Source: RefSeq, a predicted model, not a curated record